Molecule: messenger RNA, 1407 nt
Organism: Penicillium bovifimosum
Lineage: Eukaryota; Fungi; Ascomycota; Eurotiomycetes; Eurotiales; Aspergillaceae
Gene: arp6
Product: actin family protein
Exons: 4
Coding region: 1-1407 (468 amino acids)
Cellular component (GO): Swr1 complex
Molecular function (GO): nucleosome binding
Source: RefSeq, a predicted model, not a curated record
AUGGGAACAGCAAGAGCUCGCGCUGCUCCAAGGGCACCAGCGACACCCACACAGCCUGUGGAGACGUCGCAGCACUUGCCCGACAAGACCUUCGUCAUCGACAAUGGCGCGUACAUGAUCAAGGCCGGCUACGCUUCUAAUGCGUCUUCUUCCGACGAACCCAUUUCCGCCUGCUCCUCGAUACCCAAUGCUCUCGUCAAGACCCGCGAUAAUAAAAUUGUCAUUGGCGCGCAGCUUGCGACUGUAACCGACUGGAAUGAGGCGAUGUUCCGGCGCCCGGUGGAGAAGGGAUAUAUUGUAAAUUGGGAGGCCGAGAGAGAGAUCUGGGACCAGUCUUUCUUUGAUGGGAAGCCGACGGUUCGGAACAAAAAUCACCACAUUGGAGAGCCGGAGAACACUACCCUUAUCCUCACUGAGGCGCCGAAUGCUUUGCCUAUCUUACAAAAGCAUACAGAUGAGAUGGUUAUGGAGGAAUGGGGCUUCGGAGGAUAUGCCAGGUGCUUAGGUCCGACACUCAACGUGUGGAACGAAAUUCACUCUCUCUUCGGCGAUCCUAUCUCCAAUACUUCCGAAGCAGCCAUCCUGCCCGCAGAUUGCUUACUGGUCGUCGAUUCUGGCUACUCGCAUACCACAGUGACCCCGGUGUACAAAGGCCAGGCUCUCCAACGCGGAGUGCGCAGACUUGAUCUCGGAGGCAAGCACCUUACGAACUAUCUGAAAGAGAUUGUGUCAAUGCGACAAUACAACAUGGUGGAUGAAACAUAUAUCAUGAACCAAGUCAAAGAGGCAGCUUGCUAUAUAAGCAAUGACUUCUCAGGGGACCUGGAAAAAACAUGGAAAGUCGGCAAAAAGCGCCAGACUGCGGCCGAGGAGGGUAUUGUGGUUGAUUACGUGCUUCCGAAUGCGAAUAAGAAGGGCUUCAUGCGACCGCACGACCCCCUUCUGCAAGCCAAAAAGAAGAAGGGAGCACUUUCUGGGCUCGACGCGGAGGUGCUGUCAGAGGACGUACUGGUACUGGGCAAUGAGCGCUUCUCUGUCCCGGAGCUUCUGUUCACGCCGGGAGACAUCGGUAUGCAGUCGGCUGGCAUUCCUGAUAUGAUUCUUCAAUCUCUGUCGGUCCUGCCUACCGGCCUGCACGCUGCCUUCUUGGCGAAUGUUCUUGUUGUCGGUGGAAAUGCCUUGAUCCCUGGGUUCAUGGAACGACUGGAGACUGAAUUGCGACAAAUCGCCUCUGCUGAAUGUGUAGUGAGGGUGCGUCGGGCUAAAGAUCCUAUUUACUCAACGUGGCUUGGAGGCACGCGCCUCGCUACCAACAGAGAGGAACUCCGGAAGGUGUCCAUCACCCGCCAAGAGUAUCAGGAGCACGGGUCAGGAUGGGCCAUUCGACGGUUCUCUGGUCUUGUAUGA